This is a messenger RNA of Ophidiomyces ophidiicola, 471 nucleotides long. RefSeq lists its product as uncharacterized. Bases 1 to 471 code for a protein of 156 amino acids. Gene Ontology annotation, biological process: translation. The record is from RefSeq and is a predicted model, not a curated record. Gene Ontology annotation, cellular component: cytosolic large ribosomal subunit; ribosome. Gene Ontology annotation, molecular function: structural constituent of ribosome. The transcript is spliced from 5 exons. NCBI's taxonomy places the organism in Eukaryota, Fungi, Ascomycota, Eurotiomycetes, Onygenales, Onygenaceae.
AUGGCCGCUGCAAGACCUAAUGUUUCCGAGGACCUCGUCUGGGAGGUUGUUCGCUCCCAGAACGCCUAUCUGGUCAACCGCAAGAGUGGUGGUGGUGUCAGAUUCUCCCGCGAUCCCUUAAAUUUGACCAACAUCCACAGCCGCAAGAACUCUGGUUUCUCCAAUAACAAAGCUAUCGGAAUCCAAACUGCGGACAACAACGGUCUUACCAUCACCACCAAGAAGGCUGGCAAUGCUAACCAGCCGGCCAAGCACCUCGCAAACACCCCCAUCUCCGGUACCAGCCACAACCGCAAGGUCUACAAGGGUGUUGCCAACCGCGCCACUCUCGGUGGUUACCGCGCAGACCUCCGCGCAGACGCUGUUGCCCGUGCCAGUGCCCUCAGACGCUCCCAGCGCCCAAAGAAGGAUACGCCCGAGCGAAAGCCACGAGGCGUAAAGGCCCGCAAGGCCGCUGAGAAGGAGGAAUAA